Messenger RNA from Pogoniulus pusillus (Red-fronted tinkerbird), 696 nucleotides. RefSeq names its product C-type lectin domain family 2 member B-like. The transcript is spliced from 6 exons. Bases 1 to 696 code for a protein of 231 amino acids. The record is from RefSeq and is a predicted model, not a curated record. NCBI's taxonomy places the organism in Eukaryota, Metazoa, Chordata, Aves, Piciformes, Lybiidae.
AUGGCAGAAGCUGUUGGUGACACAGGUUUUGGCCUCAAGUGCAUUAAAGACAAGAAGGUUCCCAUCGGGGUCACUGUGGUCAUUGCUGCUUUGCUCCUCACCAUCAUUGCCCUAGCAGCAUCCCCCACCCUCCCCAGCUGCCUGGCCAAUGGAAUUGGGUACAGGCAAAAGUGCUUUUACUUCAUGGAGGACAAAGCUGACUGGAACAGGAGUCAGAGCUCCUGCCUGGCUCUUGGAGCCCAUCUGGCCACCAUCGACACCCGGGAGGAGCUGCGUUUCCUCCUGCGCUGCGCCAGCUCCACGCACCACUGGGUCGGGCUCCGACGGGAAGGUUCUGGACCUUGGCACUGGCUCAACGGCUCUCUCCUCACCAACCUGUUGGAUGUGCAGGGCAAAGGAGGCUGUGCCUACCUGGAUGGUGCUGGGCUCAGCAGCGAUUGGUGCUCCCAACUGAAACCUUCCCUCUGCAGCCACUCCCAGAGGCACCCCAGGAGAAUCCAGAGAGGCUCAGGAAGCCUGAACUCCACCUGGAAUGUCCCCCUCAGCAUGGGAGGUCAACCAGAAGCUGCCAUUAGCCCUCCAGGCCAUGGCAGGGAGUGUGCCAAGGGAUUUGAUGGCCUCAAGCACUUCAGGAGGGCUCCAUCCUCAUUCUCUCAGACCCGCGAUGGCUCCGCGGAAGGCAGCAGCAGGGACUGA